Messenger RNA from Oppia nitens, 1401 nucleotides. RefSeq lists its product as uncharacterized. NCBI's taxonomy places the organism in Eukaryota, Metazoa, Arthropoda, Arachnida, Sarcoptiformes, Oppiidae. The transcript has 4 exons. Gene Ontology annotation, molecular function: serine-type endopeptidase activity. The record is from RefSeq and is a predicted model, not a curated record. Bases 24 to 1376 code for a protein of 450 amino acids. Gene Ontology annotation, biological process: proteolysis.
AGUGUUUGUUUUAAUUAGUUUCAAUGAUGUCAACAAUUUUUAUUCAUAUACGACAACAACACCAACAACUACUGGCCAUCAAUUGGUUUGCCAUUAAUAAGUGGUGGUCUAAACAUCGGAUACUAAAUAAUAGAUUAAGAAAUUGUUGGCAAAUGUCGUUAACUGUAAAUACUAACAGUGCUAUUGACUGCAAACCAAUCAUCAGUGGUAAUAGUGGUAGUAGUAGUCAACUGAUGAUGAGAUGCGCUUUUAUGAUACCAUCGGAUAAUAUACCGCCGACACCGACACCAAUAUCGACAGUAACAUUGGAUCAGUUAGUUAAGACAUAUCAGCCAAUGAGUGUAGUAUUAGUAAAUCAAGGCUAUAACCUUAAAUCAUUGGGAACUGGAUGUGUGAUCGACACAAACAAAGUGGUUACCAAUGUUCACGUUUGCGAAGACAUUACAGAAUUGUAUGUAAUGUUAAUCAAACCAAACGGACAGAAAUUGGCUAAUUUCAGGGGUCGGGUGCUGUACUGCGAACCGCAAUACGAUUUGGCCGUAAUUGGCGUACGAUUUAAGAAUAAUCGACAACACCUGUACGGACAGUUUGAAUUGAUGGCACCAGACGAUGGCAAUCAGGAACUGGCGGUCGAUUUUGGCGAACAAAUACUAUCGUUAGGACAUCCCAAUGGCAAACCAUCGACAACUGUUGGCAUUGUUUGUUGCGUCAAUCGGCCGUUUGGAUUAGAUUCCCGUUGGUGUGCGGCUAAUGUUCCGCAAAUACAACACAACAGCGGUAUUGUUAGCGGCUUUUCCGGCGGACCGAUGAUCGACGAAACGGGACGUUUGGUCGCCAUUAAUAGUAGCGGACAUCAGACUUAUAGGGUUUGCUAUUCAACACCCGUUACCAUAAUGAAUGAAUUUUUAAAACGAGCAGAAAAUUUUCAGGAUAUACAGACAGAUUAUCGAAAUAAUAAUAUCAAUAUAAAACAUAUGAUCAAAACUAACUGUGAAUUUAGCUGUAAGUUAGUGUUGGGGAUAGAGAUCUGUUGGUAUCGUAUAUAUAAUUAUAGACAAUACGUAAAAAUGGCCGAAAAUCAGGGCAAACGGUUCAUACGUGAUAUGGAUUUGAUACCAUAUGAUAGUUGUAUACUAGUCUGGGAUAUCGUCAACAAACCAAUGGAUGACAAUGUUAUGGAUGAGUUUAAAACACUUUUGCAAUUUGAUAUAAUCAAUGAAAUCAAUGGCACAAGAGUUAGAUGUUUAAAUGAUUUACACAAAACAAUUGAAACAAUGGGUAUGAAUGACAUUAAAUUGAAUAUCUUUAGGAUUGACCAUCCGAUGGAUAUUAUUGUAAAUCCACAACAAUUUAUUGGAUCAAUAAGUUAUGCUUAAUAUAUGAUGUCAUAUAAGAUGAAUA